This is a messenger RNA of Hordeum vulgare subsp. vulgare (domesticated barley), 610 nucleotides long. RefSeq names its product diacylglycerol kinase 7-like. The record is from RefSeq and is a predicted model, not a curated record. Gene Ontology annotation, molecular function: ATP-dependent diacylglycerol kinase activity. The transcript is spliced from 3 exons. Bases 139 to 450 code for a protein of 103 amino acids. NCBI's taxonomy places the organism in Eukaryota, Viridiplantae, Streptophyta, Magnoliopsida, Poales, Poaceae.
UUGUAAGACUACAACUGAAACCACAAGACAUGAAUGUACCAGGUCAAUGAUUUUUUGCUAAAUUAUAUGGUUUAUUCUUUAUUACAAUUUGUUAGAGCCUUGAUUCGUUGCUGAGUGUGCCAUUUAUUUUGGAUAGGGAUGGAUGCCCAAGUCGCAUAUGGCUUCCAUCAUCUACGAGAUGAAAAGCCAUAUCUUGCUCAAGGACCAGUUGCAAAUAAGUUGAUUUAUGCUGGAUAUAGCUGCACGCAGGGAUGGUUCUGUACCCCUUGUAUAGCAAGUCCUCAGCUAAGAGGACUUCGGAAUAUUUUGCGGCUUUACAUUAAAAGGGCCAAUUGUUCUGAAUGGGAGCAAAUUCAAAUGCCUUCAAGGCAAGUCAUAGAAUUCUGUCACAGUCGGAAAAGAUAUUUAGAUGUAUAUGACCCUUGGGAUGUCAGAAAAUCGAGUAGCUGACCCUAUUUAUACGAACCCAGUGAUCAGUGCUAUGCAGAUAACGUGAAAUGCCGACACGUGAUGGCUGGUAGACCGUUUACAAUUUUUCAUCUGAAAAUAUUUAAAUUGGCACAGAAACUACAUAUGUGGGUUUGGUAGUUAUCUAGAUUUUGUAUCUUUC